Molecule: messenger RNA, 567 nt
Organism: Rangifer tarandus platyrhynchus (Svalbard reindeer)
Lineage: Eukaryota; Metazoa; Chordata; Mammalia; Artiodactyla; Cervidae
Source: the annotation of a GenBank genome assembly
AUGCAUAAUGAGGGGGCACCGCGGCACCACGCGGGGGCUCCCGGCCCACUUUUGUAUUUAAAGCCUCGCAGCGAGCGAGUCCGCAGCCGGGCUCAGCGGAUCCGCUCCCCGGGCUUCUUGUCACCCGAGAAGCCGCCGCCGAGGGAAGCCCGGGAGCCGCCGCUCUCCCGCCGCGCCGAGUUUCCCGUUUUCACCGUGCCGCCCGGAAAGAGCUCCCCGGAGCCGAGGCCGGGGUCGCCGCGGGCGGAGGGGGAGGGGACGCGGACGGCCGGGCCGCGGGAAGGCGGGCAGCGCCCGGACGCGAGCCAGGAAGCGGCGCGAUGCAAGAACCCGCGGCGGCGGCGCGGCGCUGAGUCCGGGAGGAAGGAACUGCCGCGGCCGCACAACGGAUCUGCAGGCGCAGAGCAAAAUGCACCCGCGGCGCCGCGCGGUCCCGCAGCCCCGCCGCGGCCCCGCGGCCCGCAACCUCCGAGGGCGGCAGUGAACGCCUCCCGCCACUGCCGGGGGCCGACCGGAGGGGCUCUCCACGGCCGUGCACUUCUAGGAAGCCCCCGCAGCCCAAGCUAG